GAAUUACUUGAUGAAAAAGUUGUUAUUUUUCAUAUGUGGAGCGCCAGGUGUGGAUAAAUUGUCAUCAAUAAGAAUACCGCAACAAGGUUUUACACUACCCGAUAAUUGUGACAGCGAAGAUUACCUGAACCGUUGUCGCUUUUCUCCGUAUUAUUUCUUUCUUCGACACCCAGAAGCAGGCUUAGGUCGCUUUUGUAAACAAGUCAGUCAACACCUCUCAGAAUAUCAAGUCGCUAUUGUAGAAGAUGAACAAGGUGACAUACCAUUAUUGGAAGAAAUUCACAGAGCUAUAAAUAGAAGGUUGAAUCAAGAAGAACAAGUGGAAGUGUUGGUUAACAAGUUUUUAUUGAUGGUAACAGACUUUGGUAUUUGUAGAGAGGGAAUUUUGAAACAAUUGGCAAGUUCAAUAAGAAAGUUUGAACUGACAAAGGACGGUUUGGCUAAAACAGCCCUUUCGAAGCAAAUCUUGUGUCAGCAGCUCGCUCAACAAGUAUACGCAGAUUCGGUUUUCAUAUCUGCCUGGGAAACGAGUGAAAAUCGCGAAGCAAUCAUUUCCUUGACAGAGCAAAAUGGAUACAAAAGUAUAUCAGUGCAUCAAACACAAAUAUGCAACCCAGUUGAGGAGAUCCAUAAUAAUGAAGAGCCAACUGCCUUGUUCUUAUUUCUCUCAGUUUCCAUUAGUAAUGCCAUUGCAAGUUUGAAGGAAGAACAACUCCACAAGUUGAGAGAAUGGAUUCCACGGGAAAGUAUUUUGGUUGUGCUGGGCAAGUUUUACUCGGAAACGACAACGAGUAUAUCAAAUUUUUCAAAGUCUUUGGCUCAUCGAUUGAACCGAACUGUUGUGGGCAUACAGUUAUGGGAUGGAUUAUGGAAGCACUCUGAUGAUCUAUUCAAAGCUGGAUAUAUUCUGAUGUCAUCGCUUAUGUCUUGUCCAUCGAUUGCGCUUGUCCUUUUUGAACCAGGUCCGAAUGAGAUGAUGGUAGAUUCUUCUGUCAUCCCUGCCGUUGAUUUGGAAAGUAUUAUGCGAGGAAGAGAAGUAGAAAGUGUAUGGCAACUUGUAUUGCGCAAAUGGAAUAUGGAGAAAAGAAAUGUUGUUUGGGAAUGUCAAGGACUGUACAAGUUCUUGGACAAUUGGUAUUUAGAGCAUCAAGGAAAGUGCCUUUUAGAAAUAUGCGUUGUUGAAACUUGCCAUUCUCUUGUAGAUUCACAACGAGAGAGUCAGCAAACAGGACAAUGCAUUUCAUCAGCAACUCUAAAAAACGAAGCUCUUUUGAAUAUCAAUCCUGCUUGCUGCAAUUUAUUAGACAAGGAAAGCAUUCGACAUUAUGCCAGUUUCCAUCCCAAGUUGGUAGAAAAUGCUGAACAGUUGUUGGAGAAGCACCGUAUAGAAGUAUUAUUUCCAUCAUCCAAUGAAGUGGAAUGUAUUAUGGAAGCCAGUCAAACGGGAAGUUAUUAUCACGUUUCAUUUUCUACACAAGACGAUCCUCCAGCUUUGAAGGAAACACAAUGUGAUUGUCCCUACUUUGCUAAACAAAAGAAAAUGCAAAAGAAUAGAUUCUUAUUUUGCAAGCAUAUUUUAGCUUUGAUGAUUCGGGUUCACCAGUUACUCACAGAACAACCUAUGAAUGAAGAAGUAGUUGACACUUGGAAGGAAGAAAAGAAGGAGGACGCUAUGGAAACUUACCAAGAAACGAAAGGAAAUGAAACACAAGACAAUACUUUGUUCACAUUUUCCAAUGUCGAUGAUGAUGUUGACAAGAAUGAGUAUAGCAACGACACUCCAGAAUUGUGGACAGUGAAGCCAAAUGCACCUAGAAGACUACCAGCUUUUGUGAAUCAUAUUUCUGUUACUACAAAUGCAGCACAACCCAGGAGAAAGAAACCAUUGAAAAGAAAAAUUUCUCCAGUUGAAACCAGCGAAUCCGAAUCGGAAUCCCACAGUUGGGAAGCAAGUGGUGUGGACAAUAAAACUAUUCUAGUAAAUGAAGCAGCUCAAGCACAUAAGAUGACAAGUCAACAAGGCGAUGAGAUGGAACAAUCCAGUUAUCCAUCCAAGUCGACAUCGAAUGCUUUUUACAAAUAUUUACUAUUCGGAGAUGAGUCGGAUGAAGAGGAAGCAUCGAUUCCGCCCAUUCUUUCUCAGGAAACAAGUCUUUCAACGGAAUCCUGGAAUGCUUCCAAAGAGUCAAAUGCGAUGUUGAUGGAUGGAUCAUCAAUCUUUGGUAAAACUGAGAACACUUUAGAUAUUCCAUCAUCAAGCAAGGAAAAUAAUGCUUCCUAUGAAACACAGCCUAUUCAAAAUGUUGAUGAUAGUUUGGAAGUGUUUCUUCAAAUGGAUAAAAAACCCAAGCGAAGUAUUCGAGACAAACUCGCAGGUCUACAAGAAUAAACUUUCAUAAAGGUUUAUUGAUUGCC
Galdieria sulphuraria is the source of this 2415-nucleotide messenger RNA. Its product is annotated as helicase. Gene Ontology annotation, molecular function: zinc ion binding. The transcript has 3 exons. The record is from RefSeq and is a predicted model, not a curated record. Lineage: Eukaryota; Rhodophyta; Bangiophyceae; Galdieriales; Galdieriaceae. Bases 11 to 2389 code for a protein of 792 amino acids.